AUGAAGGUGCAGUGCGACGUGUGCGCGGCGGAGGCUGCCUCCGUGUUCUGCUGCGCCGACGAGGCCGCGCUCUGCGACGCCUGCGACCGCCGCGUGCACCGCGCCAACAAGCUCGCCGGGAAGCACCGCCGCUUCUCGCUGCUCCACCCCUCGUCGUCUCCGUCGGCGGCCCAGACGCCGCCGCCGCUCUGCGACAUCUGCCAGGAGAAGAGGGGCUUCCUGUUCUGCAAGGAGGACAGGGCGAUCCUGUGCCGGGAGUGCGACGCCGCGGUGCACACGGCGAGCGAGCUCGCCACGCGCCACGCCCGCUACCUGCUCACUGGCGUGCGGAUCUCAUCGGAGCCGGCCGCUUCCCCCGCGCCGCCGUCUCAGGAGGAGGAGAACACCAGCAGCAGCCUCUGCUGCAGCGGCGACGACGACGCGGCGUGGCCGGCGCCAAGCCACGGCGCCAGCAGCGGCGGCAGCAGCAUCUCCGAGUACCUCACCAAGACGCUGCCAGGGUGGCACGUCGAGGACUUCCUCGUCGACGACGCCACAGCGGCCACCGCUGCUUCGGCGGCCGGAUCGUCGUAUCAGGGAGUCGCUCAGAACGUUGGGCUGCACGAAGCCGGCUACCCAGCUGCGUGGACGGCGCAGGAGCACUGGGUGCCGCGGGUGUACGCGGCGGAGCUGGGAGGCAGCAAGAGGUCCCGGACGACCUCCGGCAACCCGUACUGGUGAAAUUAACGGUCACUGUGGAUGGUACAUGACUUGUAGUAGAUGAUGUUGUUUCCGGGGGGCAUAACUACUCCGUUUUUGCGCUACUAGGCGUCCUUGUUCCUUGAUGUUUGGGAGUGU
Messenger RNA from Lolium rigidum, 837 nucleotides. Its product is annotated as B-box zinc finger protein 20-like. The transcript has 3 exons. Lineage: Eukaryota; Viridiplantae; Streptophyta; Magnoliopsida; Poales; Poaceae. Gene Ontology annotation, molecular function: zinc ion binding. Gene Ontology annotation, cellular component: nucleus. Gene Ontology annotation, biological process: regulation of DNA-templated transcription; photomorphogenesis. The record is from RefSeq and is a predicted model, not a curated record. Bases 1 to 720 code for a protein of 239 amino acids.